This is a messenger RNA of Dermatophagoides pteronyssinus (European house dust mite), 16887 nucleotides long. RefSeq lists its product as uncharacterized. The record is from RefSeq and is a predicted model, not a curated record. Lineage: Eukaryota; Metazoa; Arthropoda; Arachnida; Sarcoptiformes; Pyroglyphidae.
GCUGGUAAUCCAAUACCGAAAAUUUAUUGGUUUAAAAAUGGACAACCAAUCAAGCAAAUGGAAAAUAAAUGUCAAAUUAGUUAUGAAAAUAAUUUGGUAAGGUUACAUUUGAAAAAUCUGCUGAAUGAAGAUGCAGGUAGUUAUACAAUAUUGGCUGAAAAUAAAUUCGGUUCAGCAACUUUCUCGAUAAAUUUAAAUGUACAUUACAUUAUUGAGGAUGUACAAAACGUUAAAUCAAAACCAAUGUCGAAAACAAUCGAUGGUUCCGGUACGGCUAUUUCUACUCAGCAACAAACAACGAUGACGACCAUUUCAACACAACAACAACGAUCAACUACAUCAAGAAGAAGUGCGGAUAAAGAUGAACAAUUACCGACCGUUUCGGGUAUACGUCCAAAUUUUUAUCUUAUACCAUAUGAUAUGGAAGCAAUGGAAAAUCAAAUCGUACGAUUUGAAUUACGUGUUAGUGGUCGUCCGGAACCAGAAAUAUUAUGGUUUAAAGAUGAUCAAAAACAAAUAUUUGAUUGUGAACAUUUUAAAUUGGUUGUAAAUGAAGAAGGUAGUCAUGCAUUAUUAAUAAUGGGUGCUGAUCCAGAAGAUUCUGGUGUUUAUAAAUGUAUUGCACGUAAUCAGAAUGGACAAUCAUCAUUUACCGUACGGUUAUUAGUAUUGGAAAAAGAACCAACCGUAUCACCGAAAUUUGUAGAAAGAUUUCAAAAUACAACAAUAAAAUCCGGUGAAUCGAUUGUAUUUUAUUGUCGUGCUGUCGGAACACCACCGCCACAAUUAACAUGGCAAAAAGAUGGUAUACAAAUUGAUCCGAAUCCACCAGCGAUUGAAAUUCAUACUGAUCAAUGUUCAUCAACACUUUAUUUGAAUAAUGUACAUGUAAGAGAUUCUGGUUGGUAUCAAUGUACUGCACAGAAUCCAGGUGGAACUGUUGCUACACGUGCCCGUUUGAAUGUUGAAUCGGAUCAGAAAUCCUUACAACAACAAGGUGAACCAUUGAAAUUAAAUAUACCGAAAACACAUCGUAGAAUUGAAUUGGAAUCUGGACAACAAUCCGAAACAAUUAUCUUACGUCAUGUACAACGUUAUUAUGAAGAAAUUCCACCUGAACAACGAGAUUUUAUUACAUAUGAAGAACAUAAAACUAAACCAAUAUUUGCAACACAUUUACAUGAUUUAUUUCUACGUAAAGGUAUGACUGGUCAUUUUGAAGCAUAUCUGAAAGCAUCUGAUUAUACAAAUAUGAAAAUUGAAUGGUAUUUGAAUGAUAAAUUGCUAGAAAACAAUGAAAGAUUUAUAAUUACGGAUAAAUAUGGUUAUAUUGCAUUGACAAUAUUGAAUGUACAACCAGAAGAUUCUGGGAUUUUAACAUGUAAAGUAUCAAAUCAAUAUGGUGAUGCACAAACAUCGGCUACAUUGAAAUGUGCUGAUGUUCCGCCGCAGAAGCAGGCGCAACGAUCGCAGCCGCAAACACAACCGCAAUCAACAAAGAAGCAAGAAUCGCCAAAAGAAGUACAAAAAGAUGUUGAAAAAAAGAAGAAAGAAGAAGAAGAAUAUAGACAAAAAUAUGAACAAAUUGAAGAUUCAGAAUAUUAUAGUUAUCAAAAAGAAAUUGAAGAAUCAUACCGAAAAAUUGCACCACAUUUUAUACAACCAUUACAAUCAUCGAUUAUAACAACUGAAGGUGCUACAAUACUAUUAGAAGCACAAAUAACACCUGUAAAUGAUCCAAAUAUGCGUAUAGAAUGGUUCGUAAAUGGACAACCAUUACAUAAUAAUGAAAGAAUAAAUUCAAAAUUUAAUUUUGGUUAUAUUUCAUUAUCGAUUAUUGAUUUAAAACAAUCGGAUAAUGGUGUUUAUAUGGUUAAAGCGAUUAAUGGUGUUAAUGAAGCUAUUUCAACAUCAUCCAUACAUGUUAAUCCAGUUCAACCACCACCGAUGAUCACGAAAAAACAUCCACCACCCGAAGAAUUGGAAGAAUUGAAACAAACAAUCCAGGAAACAUCGACAACGACAACCGCAACAACAAGUAAAAUUCGUAAACAUACCCGAGAGGAAAAUGUUUAUAGUCCAACAGCACAACAACAACAACAACAAAUUUAUCAACAACAACAACAACGACGACCAUAUUUUAAAAAACAUUUUCAAAAUUUAAUUGAAACAUUUUCCGGACCGGAACAAACUAUACGUUUUGAAGCAUUGAUUGAACCGAAUGAUGAUCCAAAUUUAGAAAUUUAUCUGUUAAAAAAUGAACAAAUAAUUAAACCAGAAACAAGAAUACAAAUUCUUUAUAAUCGUGGUUUAUUAUCAAUUUGUAUAACGGAUUUAACCAUACAAGAUUCGGGUGUUUAUAAAUGUUUACUAAAAAAUUCAUUAGGACAAGCUGAAACGAUUGGCGAACUAAGGGUUAAAGAACCGAUCCGGAUGGAUGAUCAAUUUGUUGAAUAUCAACAGCAGCAAGUUAGAAAGGAAUUAUUCGCAGCAACAAAACCAGAACUAGAACAACCAGGACAAUUUCAACAAUCACCACCGAUUCAAACCAGACAACCACCAAUAAAAUCAGUAGCCGUUCCUAAAAUUACAGGUGUCGGUGGCAUGGCACCAAUAUUUCGUAUACCAUUACAAAUACCACCAUUAAUGUAUAGUGAAGGUGAAAAUAUUUAUAUGGAAGCAUUUAUUGAACCGGUUAAUGAUCCUAAUUUAAAAAUUGAAUGGUAUCAUAAUACAAUACCGAUAAUAUUCACAGAAAGAUAUCAUACAAAAUUUGAUUUUGGUUGUAUAUCGAUGAUGAUUGAAUCGGUUAAUCUUGGUGAUGGUGGUGAAUAUACAUGUAUUGUACGUAAUCAUUAUGGUCAGGCAGUCUCGACGGCAAAUGUAUCGAUUGUACGUAUACCCGGUAUGAUGGAACAGCAACCACCGAUUCCAGCGCCACCACCAAGGCCAAAAUUACCUGUUCAAAUUACACCUGUGGCACCACCACCACCACCACCACCGCAACAAUCAUAUUUAGAUGAAAGUUAUCGUAGGCAAACUAAACAAGAAUGGUUUGAUACAACAACUACGACAACAACGAUGGAUCAUCAAAUUGUACCACAAAGAGCAUAUUAUCAGGAAAUUCAUCUACCACAAACAACAACAACAACAAAAUCAACAACAACAACAACAACACGAGAAAUAUAUCCAAAACCACGUUUUGUAACAAAAUUUAAUAAUGUAACCAUUGCUGAAGGUAAAACUGCUUGUAUUGAAAGUCGAGUGGAACCGGCAUUAGAUCCAAAUCUAAUAAUUGAUUGGUUUUUUAAUGGUAAACCAUUAACAGUUGGUAAUCGUUUUCAACCAUAUUAUCAUUUUGGUUAUGUUGUAUUGAAAAUUUUGAAAACACAACCAAAUGAUUCAGGUGAAUAUACAUGUCGUAUAUCAAAUGAAUCUGGUUUUGAUGAAAUGACAACCAGGAUUAUUUGUUAUGAAGAAAAUCUUGAUACGGAUAUUCAACAAUUUCAUGAACCUUUGGUAACAAAAUCUUCGAAACAUCGUGUCAUUGAUGAACAGAUUGAAUCAACAAAUCAACAAGCACCACGUAUAAAAUCCGGAAUGUUAAAAGAUAUACAAACAAUUGAAGGACAGAAAAUACAUCUGGAAUGUUAUAUACAACCAGCUGAUGAUCCUGAUUUGAUUGUUGAAUGGUUGAAAGAUGGUCAACCAUUACGAAAAGGUUCAAGAUUUAUUGAAAUAUGUGAUUUUGGUUAUGUUUGUUUGGAUAUACUUUCGGUUUAUCCUGAAGAUAGUGGUAGAUAUGAAUUAAAAUUAUCAAAUAAAUAUGGUGAAACAUCAACAUCAUGUUUGAUUUAUUGUCAACCAACUUCGAAUCUGGAUACAAGAUCAUUGAAUGAAAUUAGUAUGGAAAGCAUUCGGCGUUUGGAAAAACGUCAACAACAACGUUUUGAACAAGAACCUCGUAUAACUGAACGACCAAAAUUUUUACAACCAUUAAAAUCAUCAUAUGAUUGUAUUGAAAAUGAACGUGUUCAUUUCGAAACACGUUUAAUACCGAUUGGUGAUGAAACAAUGAUUGUUGAAUGGUAUCAAAAUGGUCAACCAUUACAAUCAUCAUCAAGAAUAUCAUUUAUAAAUGAUUUUGGUUAUAUAUCAUUAGAUAUUAAAGAAUUAACCCCAUAUGAUUCAGGUAUAUAUGAAUGUCGUGCACGUAAUUCGAAUGGUCAGGAUUCAAUUCAAACAAUAUUAUCGGUACGAGCUACGAAAACCAUUAUUAAUGAUACAAUACAUCCUGGUACAGUGGAAAAAUUCUCAUCGCUAGAAACGAAAACAUUUAAACGUAAAGAAUUUGAUGAUGAUAUGUCAGGACAAACACGGCCUUAUUUUGUACAACCGCUUAAAGGUACACGAAUUAUUGAAGAAGGAAUGUCUGCACAUUUUCAAUGUAUCAUUGAACCAAUACGUGAUGAAACAAUGAUAUUUGAAUGGUUUCAUAAUGGUCGACCAAUGCCAAUUGGUAAUCGUUAUCAUACAAUGUUUGAUUUUGGUUUUAUAACAUUAGAUAUAAUGAAAAUAACCGUAGAAGAUUCAGGUGAAUAUCGAUUACGUGUAUCGAAUCAUCUUGGUCAAAUUGAAGAUUCUAUUCAGCUAAAUGUUAUCAGCCAUGAUAAUAUACAAAUGAAAAGUCAACAACCAACUAGUUUGGAAAAAAUACAACAACUUGAACGACAACGAUCAAACAAGAAAAAGAAAAAAAUUGAAGAUGAUUAUGUUAUAAUUGAACAACCAAAAUUUGGACAAAAAUUACCCGAACAAAUUGAAUUGAUUGAAGGACAACCACUGUAUUUGGAAACAACAUUAUUACCAAUAAAUGAUUCUACAAUGAAAAUUGAUUGGUAUUUUAAUGGUGAUCUAUUAAAAAUUGGACAUCGUUUUCGUACAUUGAAUGAUUUUGGUUAUGUUUCCCUGCAAAUUCUAUAUGCUUAUCCUGAAGAUAGUGGCCGUUAUGAAUGUCGUGCACAAAAUGAUUUCGGUGAAGAUCAAAUCCAAUGUAAUGUUAUGGUUACAAGUAGAAAAAUUAUCGAUACAUCAACUAUACAUGAUGAAUCAUUGGCUAGAAUUCAACAAAUUGAACGUUAUCAUCAUCAUCAUGUUAGACGUGAUGAAAUUCAAUCUGAACAAACAUCAACAAUCAAACCGAAAAUUAUACGUCCAUUAAAUUCAACAUAUGAAUUGAAUGAAGGUGAUUCAAUUUGUUUAGAAUUGACUGUUGAACCUGUAAAUGAUUCAACAAUGUUAGUUGAAUGGUCACAUAAUGGUAUACCGAUUCGUAUUGGACAUCGUUUUGUUGUUAUUAAUGAAUUUGGUUAUAUCGCUCUAAGGAUUCUGUAUGUUUAUCCAGAAGAUUCUGGUACAUAUACUGUAAGAAUUUCAAAUGCAAUUGGUGAACAGAUUUCAUCAACAAACAUUCGGGUUACGGAAAAACAAAAUAUUAUCUAUGAUACGAUUCACCCGGAAGGAUUAGAACAAAUACAGCACUUAGAAAAACGAAUUAAACCAAAACUUUCUGGUGAUCUUGAUCAGCCAACAUCACCACCACAUUUUGUAACCAGAUUACGUGGUCCAACCAAACUGGUUGAAGGUGAUCAUUGUCAUUUUGAAUGUCAAAUUGAACCAAUUAAUGAUCCAAAUAUGAUUGUUGAAAUAUUGCAUAAUGAACAACCAUUAAAAAUUGGUUCACGUUAUCGAACCAUUUGUGAAUUUGGUUAUAUAGCAUUAGAUAUAUUAUCAGUUAACCCUGACGAUAGUGGCAGGUAUAAAUUUCUGAUUUCAAAUCAUUAUGGUAAAAUUGAAGAUGAAAAAUUCUUACAAAUUCAAUCAAUAAAAUCAAUACAAACGGAUACAAUGUAUGAAGAAACAAUGAAAAAAUUGAACGUUUUGGAACAAGGACAUCGUCCACCUGCAACAAUGCAUGAUGAAGAAAAAACCCACCAAAAACCAAUAUUCACACAACCAUUACAUAAUAUUUAUAACAUUCGUGAAGGAACAAAUGCACAUUUAGAAUGUCGCCUAAUACCGGUGAAUGAUCCAUCAAUGAAAAUUGAAUGGUAUAAAAAUGGUCAACCAUUACCAAGUAGUUCACGUUAUAAUUUUAUAAAUGAUUUUGGUUAUAUAUCAUUGGAUAUACAUAAAAUUGAAUCGAAAGAUUCAGGUAUUUAUACGGUAAAUGCAAAAAAUGAAUUAGGUGAAACAUGUACAUUGUGUACAUUGGAAGUACCGGAAGAAAAAUCUAUCAUAACCGAUACAACAAAUAUUGAAUCAUUGAAAACUAUUCAAUAUCUGGAGCGAACUGGUAGAACAUCCACAAUGAGAAUGGACGAACAACAACGAACAGAACGACCAAAUUUUUUCGUACCGAUUCGUGGUCCAAACAUUGUGAAUGAAAAUGAUCGUGUUUGUUUGGAAUGUCAAAUAACACCGAUUGGUGAUCAAACAAUGACAUAUAAAUGGUAUAAAAAUGGCCAAGAAUUACAACCAAGUUCACGUAUUGCAACAUCGAAUGAUUUUGGUUAUGUUUUCCUGGAAAUUGCUGCUGCAAAUGGUGAUGAUAGUGGUAUUUAUAUGCUGAAAGUAGCUAAUAACCAAGGUGAAGCAAUUUCAUCACAUCAAUUACGUGUUAAUCAAUUUCCAACCAUUGAUACACAAUGUCAACAUCCAAAAACAUUUGAACAAAUACGUUUGAUUGAAAAUCAAAAAUUCAAACGUUCAAUUCCAAAGCAGCCAUCGACGAUGGCCGGUGAACCACCAAAAUUCACCAAACACUUAAACAGUGUUGAUAAUGCAAAUGAAGGUGAUUAUUUACGAUUGGAAACUAGUGUUGAACCAAAAAUGGAUGAAAAACUAUCGAUUGAAUGGUAUAAAAAUGGCCGUUUAUUAACACUUGGUUCCCGAAUAACAUCCAGUUUUGAUUUUGGUUUAGUACAAUUAGAAAUUCGUGAUGCUAAAUAUGAAGAUAAUGGUGUUUAUACUUGUCGUGCUGUGAAUCAAUUUGGUGAAGCAACAAAUUCCUGUACAAUUAAAGUAAUGGAUGGAAAACGUAUUGAAACUGGUUCAUUUUUUCCUGAAACAUUAAAAACAAUUGAACAAUUAGAACAACCAAUGAAAUAUCGAUCAACCGGGCAAUUUGAACUACCACAACAACCAAAACAACAAGGACAACCACCUUAUUUUACAAAUCAUAUACAGAAUAUGGUCGUACCUGAAGGACAAAAUGUUAUAUUUGAAUGUACAGUAAAACAACCGCAACCACAACAACAGGAACCAUUAGAAUUUAAAAUUCUACAUAAUGGCCAAGAAAUUCAAAUUGGAAAUCGAAUUCUCGUUCAAAAUGAAUUUGGUUAUGUUCGUGUUGAAAUAGCCGGUGUUAAACCAGAAGAUUCUGGUAUUUAUACAGUAAAAGUUUCAAACAGUUUUGGUGAAUCAACAUCAACAGCAUCGUUGAAUGUAAUAACAACAACCGAUGUUGAUUAUCAAACAACAUUACAUCCAUCCGGUAUGAAAGGAAUGAAAGCUAUUGAACAAAUGGAAAAACAGCAGCAACAAAAAUAUAAAUCAUUCAUAACAACUAGUACGACUGUUGUACCGGAAUUAUCUACUGCAACACCACCAAAAUUCACCAGAAAAUUACCGAAUGAAAUCCGUAUAAAUGAAGGUAAUGAUUUGGAAUUAAAUUGUGAAUUAUCAUCAGCGGAUAAUAAUCCGAAAAUUGAAUGGUUUCUGAAUGGUUCGCCAUUAAAAUGUUCAUCCAGAAUAAAUCAAAUACAAGAAUUUGGUCGUAUUUGUUUAACUAUUCGAAAAUCUGAACCAAAAGAUUCUGGUUUAUAUAAAUGUCGUGCAACAAAUUUGUAUGGUGAAUCAUAUACAACAACACAGGUUCUAGUACAACCUGAAUCAAUAACAUCUAUUCAAGAAUCAGUGUAUUUUGAACAAACAACAACUAUCGAGGAUGAAGAAAUCAUUGAUAAAUUACCAUCAAUAAUACCAUUAACUGAUACGGAAAUCAGUUUGAAUGAAGGUUCAAAUAUUCAUUUGGAAGUUAAAGUUGAUCCAAUGAAUGAUCAAUCAAUGAAUAUUGAAUGGUAUCAUAAUGAAAUUGAAUUAAAUAUUGGUAAUCAUAUAACAACAUUUCAUGGUUUUGGUUUUGCAAUUUUGGAAAUUAAUGAUAUCAAUACUAAUGAUAGUGGUACAUAUAAAUGUUUGGCGCGAAAUUCAAAAGGAUAUUCACAGCAAACAUUUCAGGUUAAUAUUGUUGAAAGUCAAGAGCAACCGGGACAACCAGGACAACCCGAACAGCAACAACCAGAAAAACCACAAUUUCAAAAACCAAUAAACGAUGAUAUCCAAGUGGUUGAAGGUGAAAGUAUUCAUGUUGCAACAACAGUUAUACCGAAUGAUAUAAACUUGGAAUGGUUUCAUAAUGGUAAACCAUUACAACAAAGUUCCAGGAUUAAAACAACCAAUGAUUUUGGACAGGUUGUAUUGGAAAUAUCAAAAGUUGAACCAAAAGAUUCGGGUGAAUAUUUAUUUGUAGCUACGAAUAAAUUCGGUAUCGAUACAUUUAAAUUCAAUCUGAAUUGUCCUGAAACAACUAAUAUCGAUCAAACCGGGCAGAUGUUUGAUCCAAAAUAUAAAUCAACGUUACAGAUGAAAACAUCACAACAACAACAACAACCACCAAAAUUUAAUCGUAAAUUACCUGAACAAAUUAUUGUUCAAGAAGGACAAUCAAUACAUUUAGAAAGUGAUUAUCAACCAUUUGAUGGUCAAGUGCAGAUUGAAUUUUUGAAAAAUGGAAAACCAUUAAUAUCAAAUGAACGUUUUCAAACAAUAAAUGAAUUUAGUUUUGCUAUUUUGGAUAUUGUUUAUGUUUAUGAAGAAGAUUCUGGCCAGUAUGAAAUACGUGCCAUUAAUCCUUUUGGCAUGGAUUCUAUCAAUACACAGGUUAUUGUUCAAUCAAAAGAUCAGCAACCACCUGGUGAAACAACAACAGUACCUACAAUCAGCUAUAUUGAUCGUAUUGUUUCAGGUCGGACAACAUAUUUACAGCGGGAAAAAGAAACCAUCCGUCGUUAUGAAGCACCAAAAUUUGAACAACCAUUGGAUGAUAAAACCAAUUUGAAUGAAGGUGAUUGUGUACAUAUGGAAACACGUAUACAACCAUCACAAGAUCCAUCAUUAACAAUUGAAUGGUUUAAAGAUAAUCAACCAUUACGUGCAUCAAAUCGUAUACGUACAAUAAAUGAAUUUGGUUUUGUCAUACUGGAAAUUAGUCCCGUUUGUUCGGAAGAUAGUGGUCUUUAUACUGUACGUGCUAUGAAUGAUGUUGGUGAAGCAGUCCUGUCAACCAGAAUAUUCUGUCAUGAUAGUCGUAAUAUUGUAUAUGAAAGUCAAAUUCUACAACAUACAAAACGUAUGGAUCAAUCACAAGUGUUCAAUCAGGACAAACAACAAAAACCAAGAUUUUUAGAUCAAUUAAAUGAUUUGAAUAUGCAAGAACAUGAUUUUAUACAUUUGGAAUCACGUUUAAUACCGAUUGGUGAUCCAACAAUGUCUGUUGAAUGGUUUGUUAAUGGGAAACCAUUUACAACCGGAUCAAGAUUUCGUACUAUUAAUGAUUUUGGUUAUGUUGUACUGGAAAUUAUUGAAGCUUAUGCACGUGAUUCAGGUGUUUAUGAAUGUAUUGCUAAAAAUCAAUUCGGUCAAGAUUCGAUUCAAUGUCAGAUUAAUAUUGAAAAAUCUAAAACAAUUAUUACUGAAACACAAUUACCUGUUGAACAUAGUCAAAUGUUACAAACAUUAGAACAACGUAUUCAAUCAUCAAUGUUAAGACCUGAAGAUCAACAGCAACCAGAAUAUCCAAUACCAAAAUUUUUUCGUAAAAUUGAAUCAACAAUCCAUCGGAAAGAAGGUGAUUCAUUACAUAUUGAUUAUCGUAUUGAACCAUCAAAUGAUCCUGAUUUAUUGAUUGAAUGGUUUUUAGAUGGCCAACCAUUAUUAACUAGUUCACGUAUACAUUCAAUAAAUGAUUUUGGUUUUAUUGUUUUAGAUAUUGAUUGGUUGUUUGAUCGUGAUUCAGGUACAUAUCAAUGUGUUGCUAGUAAUCGAUCCGGUAGUGAUACAUUUGCAUUCAAUUUAAUUGUAAAACCUGAAUCAAAUAUUAUUUAUGAUAGUCAAUUACAACCAACAAUUCAACAAUCACAACAACAAUCACGUGAUCAACAACAACAACAAACACCACAUUUUACAAAAUUAUUACCCGAAAAAUUCAUUAUAAAUGAAGGUGAAAAUAUACAUUUUGAUAGCCGAAUUGAACCAUUUGGUAAUGGUGAAAUGAAAAUUGAAUGGUUACAUAAUCAACAACCAUUACGAUCGGGUCAUCGUCAUAAAACUAUUAAUGAUUUUGGUUAUAUUUCAUUGGAUAUUAUAUCGGCUGAUUUAGAUGAUUCUGGUUGUUAUACUUGUGUAGCCAGAUCACCGUAUGGUGAAGAUCAAAUUAAAUCAAUGGUCGAAGUAAGACCUCGGCCAAAAUUUGAUUUUAAACCACAAAUACCCCGUGAAGUAUUUACUACGUUUGAAAAUAUUGAACAACAACAACAGCGGACACCAUCCGAGUUAAUAACACCGGAUGAUGGCAGUGGUAGACGUGAAAAUUCUGCACCAAUAUUUGUACAAAAACCAGAACCAUUAUGUGUAUUGGAAGGUGAAGUUGCCCGGUUUUGUUGUCGUAUAAUUGGUCAUCCAAAACCAAGAGUAAUAUGGACAUUAAAUGGUAAACCAAUACCGAAUGGUUCACGAUAUAAAAUUCGUUAUGAUGGUAUACAUCAUUUGGAAAUACCAAAAACUAGACAAUAUGAUCAAGGGAAAAUCGAAGUGAUUGCAAAGAAUAAUUUUGGUGAAGUAUCCGCAGCGACAAUGUUAGAAGUACGUCCAAAAAAUGCUGAUUAUCGUGCCAUUCUUAAACAUUCACCAAAAACAAAUUAUGAUGAUAAUGUUGAAAAAUAUCAAAAAUCACGUAAAGAACAUGAAACUGAAAAUAUAUUUGAAGAAAGAUUAAAUGAUAAAAAAGAAGAAAUUGUUUGGUAUACUGAACAAUCAGAAGAUGGUGAAAGGAUUAAAAUCCGUGAACAUUUAGUUGAUUAUGUACCGAUAAAAGCUGAUGCAACAUAUUGUAAAGAUGAAGUUACUUCAUCAACCAAAGAACCAUUGGAAAUUGAAACAAAAAAGAAAUUUAAAAUAAUAUCAUCGCCAAAAACAACUAUUUCUACCCAAUUGGAUACCGAAUCACAAACAUUAAUACAUGGUCAUGAAAUAGUUACAAAAGAACAAAAACAAAUACAAAAAGAAUUACGUGAUCAAAUGGAAAUAACUAGGAAAAUUAAAGAAACAAGUUCAUUGGAUCAAGAACAUAAACUAAUGAUUGCUGAACAUAAAAUUCAACAAAAACCACAAACAAUUAUAAUUGGACCAAGAUUUAUAAAAAAAAUUAAACCAUGUCGUGUUAAUGAACGUAAUGAAGCACGUUUUGAAUGUGAAUAUUCCGGGCGGCCAACACCAACAGUAACAUGGUAUCGUGAAAAUUUUGAAAUACAAAAUUCUGAUGAUUUUAAGAUUAUAACCGAAGAAUUUAAAUCAACAUUAAUUAUACAGGAAGUUUUUGUUGAAGAUUCCGGUAUAUUUAGUAUAUCGAUACAGAAUGAUGGUGGCCAGGCUAAAUGUUCAGCAAAUUUAAUUGUUGAAGAAAUCAGAAAAAAAUCUGAUGAUAUACCACCAAGUUUUACAAAAACAAUACAAUGUAUAAGAACCAGAACUGGUUUGGUUAUAACAUUAGAUUCAAAAAUUAAUGGUUCACAACCAAUGAAUGUAUUUUGGGCUAAAAAUGGACAACGUAUACAAGAAGAUAAAAAACAUCGUAUUGUUGAACAUGAAGAUCAAUAUACAUUAGUAGUAUUGGAUGCAAAUAUCAAUGAUUCUGGUCAAUAUGAAUGUGUUGCAAUGAAUAAUGUUGGUGAAGCACGUUGUUUAGCUGAAGUUAUUGUUGAAGAUUCUGAUGAACAAUCAAUUGAACAACAACAACAACAAUCAUUGGUUGAACCAAAUGUAAUUGAAAAAUUAAAAGAUUUAAUUGUUAAAGAAGGACAAUCAGCUGUAUUCAAAUGUCGUAUUACAUGCGGUACGAAUCAGGAAAUACUGUGGUAUAAAGAUGAUGAAAUUAUUAAACAAUCAAGAUAUUUUCGUAUGACAUCUGAUCGUGAAUAUCAUACAUUACGUAUAUAUGAAGCAUUCACUGAAGAUGAAGGUAUUUAUCGUUGUCAAAUUGGUCGGAUAUCAACAUCGGCUAGAUUAAAAGUUAUUUCCGAUGAAGCGGAAAAACCAAAAUUAUCCGAUCUAAAUGAUAUAACAACCAAAGAAGAUUCACAAUUAUAUGCAACAUGUACGUUAUCUGGUUCACCAACACCAAAAGUAACAUGGUAUAAAGAUGGUCAACAAAUUUAUCAAUCAAGAGAAGUUCAGAUUUUACAAGAUGAUAUAUCAUGUACAUUAAUAAUUGCACAAAUAUGUCCGGAAGAUAAAGGUCAAUAUCGUUGUGUUGCUGAAAAUCAAUUGGGAAAAUGUGAAAAAAAAUUUAAUGUUUUUGUUGAAAGGAAAAAACAACCGGCAAAAGAUAAACCAGAUGAUGAUAUGGAUGCGGAUUUGGAUGAUGGAAUACCCAGAGAAGAUUGUCAGGUUAAAUUUCUCAAACCAUUACGACCAAUAACCAUUAGGAAAAAUGAACCAAUUUUAUUGGAAGCUAUUGUUGAAUCACAACCAGCACCAAAAAUAUAUUGGUUUCAUGAUUGCCGUAAGAUAAAAGAUUCACGUUUUCAUCAUAUCAGCGAACAACGUAAACGUAAUGAUGAUCAAACAAAAAUCCUGACAACAAGUCAAUUAGAAAUUGCAAAAGCACAUCCAAAUGAUUCGGGUAAAUAUACUGUUCGGGCUAUAAAUCGUUGUGGUGUACGUACAUCAUCGGUUAAUGUUAAUAUUUUGGGUGAAAAACCAGAAUUUAUUGAAAAAAUUCCGGUAGAACUUUGUGUAAAAGAAGGCAAUAUAAUAACGAUUCGUUUAAAAGCUAAUGGAAAUCCAAUGCCAACAUUUAAUUGGUAUCAUAAUGGUCAUCUAAUACGUGAUCGUAGAUUUUUUAUUGUAAAAACAUUUGAAGAAAUUGGUUGGACUGAAUUAACAAUAAUGGAAAUAUUUAAAGAUGAUGAAGGUGAAAUUAAAUGUAUUGCUGAAAAUCAAUAUGGCCAAACACAAACAAUUGGACAGAUUAAUGUUGAACAAUUAAGUCCCAAUGAACAACCAAUAGAUGUUUAUGCUGAUCUUGUAGCACCAGAUUUCACCAGAACAUUACGAAAUAAAAUUGUAAAAUUAGGUGAAAAAGAUUUCAUCUAUGAAGUAGAUUAUAUUGGUAAUCCAAAACCAAUUAUAUUCUGGUAUCAUAAUGGUAAAAUUAUUGAUACGGAUAAUGAUGAUUAUCGUGAUUAUUAUCAAAUUAUAAAUGAUGGUUAUAAUUCAAAAUUAAUCAUUUCGAAAAUGAAUGAAGAAGAUAUGGGUGAAUAUCGUGCAAGGAUAUUUUCAUUUUUAGGUGAAGCAAUAUCGAUUGCAGAGAUAAAAUUUCAACCUGAACCUGAUCAGGAUGAAAUUGAAUUUAAAGAAGAAAAAAUUAUUAAAAAAGUAAUUAAAAUAAUUAAACGAAAAUCCAAAGAUGACGUACGACAGCCAUCAACGAUUGUUGAAGAUGAGAAGAAAGAGGUAAAACCUUUGGAAAAACAAUCAUUAACACCACCACCACCACCACCAACCUUUCCUAAAUUAACCCGUGAUGAUGAUGAUGGUAUCCCUGAUGUUGAUGAUAAAAAGUUACUAACCAAAGUAGUAAGUAGUAAAGUUGUUGAUGAUGAUAAAAAGGUAAGUAUUUACGAUGAUAAUGAUGAUGUUGAAAUGAUGAAUAAGUUGAUGAAACGAGAGAAGGACGAUGAAAAAAUUUCCGCACCAAAAAAAUCGAUAUUGAAAAAGAAAACAAUCGAUGAUCAAAUAUCGAUAGUAUCAUUAUCGGAAGAAGAAUCUAUCGAUGAUGGUGGAAAAAAGCGAAGAAAAUUGUAUCAAAGACGAAGAUCACAACGAAAAUCAAAAGAAGAUAAACAACCACAACCAAAACAACAACAAGAAGUUAUUGAGGAAGAAAUUCUGGAACAUUUCCCAAGUCAAGAUGAAAGGCAAAAAUCAACAAAAACUUCUCGGAAAUUAAUUCUAAGACAAAAAUUAAGAAAUCCAAAAGAUCAAUCAGAAGAAAUAACUGAAAAAUUAAUCGACCCUGAUAAUCUUUUGGAAUUUUCUGUUGCACCUGGUCAACCUAAAAUGAUUAUUUUCAAACGGAAAAUGAAAAAAAUUUCUGAUGAAAAUGAAUUCAUCAUUGAUCAACGUGAUAUAACUAGAGAAAUAAUAAAAAUUAUUGAUGAAGAAAUUCAAGAAAUUCCGGAUUCUAGCGAAGAUUCGAUGAAGAAAAAAUAUCUUCUACGUCGAAAACUUAAACUACCUGAUGGCAGUGAACAAAUAAGUGAACAAAUUAUUUCACCAGAAGAUGUGGUUGAGAUAUCCUCACCACCAGGACAAAAACCGAAGGAAAAACCUCGAAUAUUGGUGCGAAAAGCGAUUGAAAUAAAGAAGAAAGAAUUAUCACCCAAGAAACAAGAGAAAUUUCCCGAAAAAAUACAGAAAAUGUUAACGGAAGAAAUUUUUGAAUUUCCCGGUGAUGAAAAAGGAAUGCCAAAAAAAUUAAUUAUAAGAAGGCAAUUGGAAAAUUCUGAUGGAUCUAUGAUUGAACAACAAAUUUCUGGUCAUGAAAUCAAACCUGAAGAUUUCAUCCUUGUAAAAGGAGAAAUUAUCAGUCAGGAGAUUAUCGAAAUACCAGUCGAACCGAGAAAAUUCAUUAUAAAACGCAAAUUACGUCAACCAAAUGGAAAAGAAGUAGUGAUUGAACAACCGUUUGAUGAACGGGAUCAUCUUGUUCGGCCAAGCAUUCAGAUUGAUGAAAUCGAAUCCAGAAGAAUAACCGAACUAAGUGAAAUUGAAAAAGUCAUCGAAUCAGAUGAUAAGAAAGUGGAGAAAUCUUCCCGAAAAGAAAUGAUAAAAAUAUCGGAAGAAUUGAUUGAAGUUCCGUCGGAAAAACCUGAGAAAAAUCAACCAAAAAAAACAAUAAUUAAAAGAAAAUUUCGACAACCAGAUGAUGGUAAAGAAUUUGUUGAACAAAUUGAAAUUGAGAAAUUUCCCCGAAAACCUAGAAAACUUGUUGUACGUAAAUAUCUUAUAGAUGAUAAUGACGAUAAAAAACUUUUAUCCGAAGAAAGAAUAAUUUCCGAAGAAAUUAUUGAAAUUCCCGAGAAAGUUUCUGAGGAAAAAUCUAAAAAAAUACUUAUUCGUCGUAAAUUGAAACCCGAUGUAAUUGAAACAGAAUUUAUUCGUAAAAAAGAUAUUGUUGAAGAAAUUUUCGAUGUAAUCACAGAAGAAUUCGUGGAAUUACCGACAGAUGAUAAGGAGGAAGAAACAAAAAAAUUGAUAAUAAAACGUCGAUUGAAAAAAUCUGAUGGUACUGAAGAAAUUAUGGAACGGCUCGGUGAACCAGAUCAAUUGAUAUUGAUGAAAAAAGAGAAAGAAAUGCUGCCGGAGCCAAUUACCUGUGAACCAGAUCGAUUGGAAGAAAUUACCAAAGAAACAACCGAAGAAAUUGAAGAACCGAAAAAAUUGAGUAAAAAGAUAUUAACAAAACGAAAAGUUAAACGGCAAGAAAUUGUGGAAAAAAUUAUCGAUGUUCCAUCAGUUAUUGAUCAAGAACGUCAACAACAACAAGCUCAGAUAACGGAAGGUGAAAUUAUCUUGGAAGAAUUGAUCGAAGUUUCACCGUUAGAUAUCGGGAAAGAUGAAAUUAAACCAGAGGAAAAAAUUACCGAAACAAUUUCGGAUAAAAAAACUGACGAAGACGAAAUGGAAAAACAAAAAGAUUCAGAAGAAUUUCGGAAAAAGAAAACAUUGAAAAAAUCAAAACCAAAAGAAAUAGUUUCAAAACCAAAAAGCGAACCGAAAGAAUUGGUUCCAGAAAAAAUGAUGAUUGAAGAUAAACCAGAAAAGUUGAAAAAACUUGCAACUUUGAAACAAGAAACUGAAGAUCAAAAGAUUGAAAAACAGUUACAAUUACCGUCGAUUGACAAUGAGAAAAUGGAAAAAUUUCCAGAAGAAAUGAUGAAAGUUACGAUUGAUGAAUUACCGAUAGCAGAUCAAACAGUAAAAAUGAUUGUUGAGCAACAGAUACCUGUCGAUGAUAAUAUUAUUGAAAUUUCAUUCAAAGAACAAGAAAAAGUUGAACCAAAAUUUGAUCGAAAAAUUGAAUCACCAGACAAAAUCGACGAAAUGAUUGCAACUAGCGAAGAAGAACAAAUUUCAAAGAAACCGAAAAAGAUUUUCAUUAAAGGAAAACAAGAAAAACCUACCUAUGUGGAUCAAACAUUCGUAGAUUUAGAUACGGAAAAAGACAAUGUUGAAAUCGUUUGGGAAAAAAUUCAACAAUUACCGUCGGAUAAAACGAAAAAGAUGAUAAAAAUUUGUAAACAGAAGAAACCGGAUGGCAGUGAAGAAAUUGUCGAACAAAUCACCGAAGUGACUGAUGAACAAGAACAAAAACCAAUGAUUAUACGACCCGAAUCACCAAAACAAAAUGUGAUAACUGAAGGUGAAAUUAUUUCCGAAGAAAUUACAGAAAUUUCACCAAAUACAACAACAACAACAGAACAA